Messenger RNA from Didymodactylos carnosus, 1110 nucleotides. NCBI's taxonomy places the organism in Eukaryota, Metazoa, Rotifera, Eurotatoria, Philodinida, Philodinidae. The record is from the annotation of a GenBank genome assembly.
AUGACUCUAAUAUUUUCAUCACCUGGUAAAUUAAUCUUAUCUGGUGAACAUGCUGUUGUUUAUGGUAAAAGUGCAUUAGUAACCAGUAUUAAUCUUAGAUUAUAUAUGCAAAUAGAAUCAAAUAAUAGUUCAACAAUAACUGUUAAUUUUGAUGAUAAAACUAAACAUGAAAUAGAAUUACAGUCAAUUCAACGAUCAUCACCCAUUCUAAAUCAAAAAGAUUUUUUUGAUACAAUGAAACAAUUCAUUUUCUCAGAACAAGAAUUGAAUGCUAUACUUUAUGUUUAUUUACGUCUUCAAUUAACUCAAGGUAUAAAUCUUAUUGUUCGUUCACAAAUUCCAAUAGGUGCUGGUCUAGGAUCAAGUGCAGCUUAUAGUACAUGUUUAAUUGCUUGUUUCUAUUGUUUAUCAAAACAUAUUUCUACAGAUAAUAUUGAAACAUUUAUUAAUUCUAAUCGUAAUGAAAUAAAUGAACUUGCUUACGAAGUUGAAUGUUUAUUUCAUGGUACACCAUCGGGUAUAGAUAAUACAAUCUCCACAUUUGGUUCAUCAAUUAUUUAUAAAAUAAAACCAACAAAAACAAUGGUGAAAAUUAAUUUGAAUCAACAAAAUUUAUUAAUUAUCGAUACAGGCAUACCAAAAUCAACGUUAAAAAUGGUUGAAAGUGUUAGAAAGUUUAUUGAAACUAAACCAGACGAAGGAGAGAUGAUAUUGAAUGAUAUUGAAACAUGUGUUAAUGAAAUGAUUCAAUUAUUAGAAGGCGAAUCUCCAUCAUCUUUAACUUUCUAUCAAAAUAUGAAUCAAUUAUUCAUGAGAAAUCAACAACUUCUAACAAAAUUAGGAGUAUCAAAUGAAAAAAUAAAUGAAAUUGUUCGAUUGUUAAGUGAUCAAAUGAGCAUAGAAGUAAAAAUUACUGGAGCUGGCGGUGGAGGCUGUCUCAUUGCAUUACUGCCGUUCAAUUGGGACGAUGACUUGAUCAAAAAAAUUGAAAAUAUUCUUCACAGUCAUAUUAAAUCUAUUCGACGAGUUCAAUGUUCGGUGCAAGGGCUAUGCUAUGAAAAAUCUAUUCAAAAUCUAUUAGCAGCAGAUAUCAUUUCAUUAUAUAAAUAG